Molecule: messenger RNA, 1017 nt
Organism: Lathyrus sativus (Indian pea)
Lineage: Eukaryota; Viridiplantae; Streptophyta; Magnoliopsida; Fabales; Fabaceae
Source: the annotation of a GenBank genome assembly
AUGCAACCCAAGUCUGAAACUACAAAUCAAGUGAGGUCGGAUCCUCAUUCCUUACAGGCUGGUGGUGUUGGUGGUGUUUACUCUGAACCUUGGUGGCGUGGUGUUGGAUACAAUCCUGUAGUUCAAACAAUGUCUGGUGCCAAUUCAUCUUCUCUUGACUGUGCCAAUGGUGAUUCAGAAUCCAAUGAGGAAGGCCAGUCUAGGUCCAAUAGUGGGAUGAAUGAGGAAGAUGAUGAUGCCGCUAAGGAUUUGCAGCCUGCUGCUCCUAAUCAAUCAGGAAACUAUGGGCAAGAACAACAAGGAAUGCAGCACACUGCAUCAUCCGCACUUAUUACUGUUCCCGAAGAGGGCCUCACACAGACUCCUCCGAUGGAGCUUGUUGGUCAUUCAAUUGCAUGUGCUACAAAUCCUUAUCAGGAUCCGUAUUAUGGAGGCAUGAUGGCAGCUUAUGGUCACCAGCAGUUGGCAUAUCAUCCUUUUAUAGGAAUGCCUCAUCCCAGAAUGCCUUUGCCCCUCGAGAUGGCUCAGGAACCUGUUUAUGUGAAUGCCAAACAAUACCAAGGAAUUCUGAGGCGAAGACAAGCUCGUGCUAAAGCAGAGCUUGAAAGGAAGCUCAUAAAAUCUAGAAAGCCAUAUCUUCACGAAUCUAGACAUCAGCAUGCUAUGAGAAGAGCAAGAGGCACAGGAGGACGAUUUGCAAAGAAAACUGAUGGCGAAGGCUCAAACAACUCAGGAAAGGAUAAUGGCUCAGGUCCAGUCCUGUCAUCACAGUCAAUUAGUUCAUCUGGUUCAGAACCCUUGCCUUCAGACUCUGCGGAAACCUGGAAUUCUCCCAACAUGCGACAAGAUGCAAGAGGAUCGAAUGAAAACAGUGGUGUCUCCUAUCAUAAUAACAACAAUGGUAUGCAAUCUUCAAGAUAUCAAGGUGAAAGAGUGGAUGAAGGGGACUGUUCAGGGCAACUACGCGGAAGCAUCUCCACGAACGAGGCAUCACAGAGGCGUCUUGCUAUUCAGUAG